GAACCGCUGAACGCAGGUGGCAUAAAGAUGAUGGUGGCAUAGUGAGAAAGCUGGGUCAGUCUGGCUGGUUGAGGUGUGGAGGGGACACCACAAACCACGCCAGGAUUCUGACAAAUUCCCACUGCCCUCAGUAAAUCUCCUCAUCGUCUCCAUGUCUAUCCCUGGACCGUAGCUACAAUUAUGGUGACGCUUAUCACAGAGCAGCUCCGUAAGCAGAGUUUGGAAGAGCCUUAUCACAAGGCUUUUUCAUUCAAUGUGAAUGUGUCAUUACCUGCUGUGGGCUCCAGUCCCACUACCUCGUGGAGUGCCUGCAGAUCAACACAAGAGACCAGCUUAGCUACGCACCCACCAUCCAAAGGCAAUCCUCAAGAUACUUCCUGUGGACAGGACUCCCUAUGGCUUCCCUACCAAGGUGGGGAACCUCUGCACAGACCGGAGGUUUCCAUUAAAGACAAGGCUUUCCAGAGCUCUCCUCCACCACCUCCUCCAAAACGCCACUGCCGUUCCCUUUCUGUUCCAGAGGACCUGUCUCGGUGCCGCUCCACCUGGCAUCCUAGUGCAUCCAAGGUUUGGACCCCGGUAAAACGUGGUUGCCAAAGUGGAGGAGCAUCUAGUUCAGGCUCUGGAGCCAGCUCUUUGCCACUUGGUGGCCCUGGUUCCUCCUUCACCUCUUCUUCUCUGCACUCCUCUUCUAGCCCUACUUUCUUUAGCUUAGCACUGUCCUCUGACUCCCCACUACCAUGGAGCUUUCCAUGGGACCCCUGUGACACACUGAAAGGAGCCUGCUCUGCCUCCUUUGCUACCCCUUCCUCCUGCUCCUCUUCACCAGCCCCCCUGGUUUCUCACUCAGUGCUACAUCGCCGCUUUUCCCUCUCCCCUGUGCACAUUCAUGACACCUCUGUGGUGCUCCUGCCUCCUCAGCCCUCCCCUGCUUCUGCUCUGACAUAUGGCUGUUCAGGCAUGGAGCACCCUGCCCUGUCUCCAUCUCCCACAUCAGCCUGCAGUACACCAUCCUCCUCUAGGCGCGACCUGCACCCAGCUCUGCCACGAUGCCAUUCACAGCCGUGCGACAUGCGAAAACCUCGCUUGAAGAGGCGCCAUGACCAAGAUGCCCUGCCCUGCCCCAGGCCAGGCCUUGACUUCAGCAAGAUGAAACAGAUUGGUAACGGUGAGACCCUAGUGUGUGGUACUAGUGGCUGCAUAGUUCCAGUGUCCUCCCAGGCAGAGCAGCACUCUACUUUCUCCCCUGCUGAGUUCCUGGGUCGAGCGAGCAUUGGGCCGCUAAGUGAAAGUGAAGAAGAGGAGGAAGAGGAAGAAGACGACGAAGAUCAAAUAAAAAGAACUGUGACAGAUGGAGGAAAAACUAUUUUUGAAAGAGACUGCACAGAACUGGACUUGAACCUUAUAGAAGAGAACUGACCACCACUCCUUGGUGCUCAGUGUGAUUACAGCAUUCAUAACCAUGUUAAGCACACCUGUAGGCUUUGUGCGCUCUUCUGGCAAAGUCCUUGGGAAACUGCUGCCCUCCUAAGGCAUACGUCUAGAGUUCAUAAUCAAGAACCAAGCAGUUAGGAGCAUUAUCAAAUUACAAUGUUAUGAUUGUAACCUUUUGAGCUAGUUCACUGUUCAACAUUUCACAAAGUCACAGUGCCUGCCUAUUCAACACUCCAUAGGGAAAUGUGCAUGAGCAAAUACCAUAAGCGCAUUUUCAUGCACACAGAAUUUUGGCUAAUCUAACAUGUUGAUACAAGUCUUAAUUAGCGUUAACCAUCAGUAUGCAUCUUGAUAUCCUUUACAUAUACUCCAACACUAUAUACUGGAGUAAGCAGAAGGUAUAUAAUGGGAUAGAGGAAAGCAUUCCUACAUUCCCUAUUGGAUACUGGACAUGACUGUAUGUAAGCUGUUAAAGGUGGACAUAACGCUACCAUGAGUAGGUCAGAAACUUGAUUUGCCCAAACAAGAUAAGAAUACUGAUCUGUAUGUAAUUGUUGUUUUAACAGGAUACAUUCCAGGAUUUUGUUGCAAUCUCUGAAAUCCCCCACAGACCUUAAAGACACAUCUACUUUUACUGCUGAUCUGUCUUUAAUUUUUAGUUUGUCCUUUUUGGAGUGACACUACUUCAUCAAAGAGAAACUUUUCUGAGACUGGCAAAAAAGGAAAGCUCCCCCUUUUGUUCAUACGUUGUUUUUGAUUUCUGCUUGAAACUUUUAACACACCUCCUCAACAGUAAUACUGACAAUACUGUAAACUGACCAUGCCUUAAGCGUGAAAUACAGAGUUCUUGGUGCUCUGGUCUUCUUUUUCACAGCCAGACAUUUUUGCAAUCUCCAUUUGCGCUGAUUCAGACAUUUUUGAAUGAGUGGCACAUGCACUAUAAUAGUCAAUUGAAUAACUGAAUCGAUGCUGCAGCUGGACUCCAUAGGGCACAAUGUAACGGACUGUACGGUGGUUGGAGUACACAACAUCGAGCCAAUUCUGUGAGUGUAUGUGACAAAGGCGGUAGUGAUGCAGAUGAUUUGGUGGCCUUUCAGAAACGAUUUUUCAUGUGUUUUCAGAUGGAAAAAAUUCCUGUUGCACAAUUUAUGUACAAAUAAAAUUUAAUAGAGAAUGAUAU
This is a messenger RNA of Scomber japonicus (chub mackerel), 2614 nucleotides long. Its product is annotated as protein FAM53C-like. The coding region runs from base 181 to 1419 and encodes 412 amino acids. NCBI's taxonomy places the organism in Eukaryota, Metazoa, Chordata, Actinopteri, Scombriformes, Scombridae. Gene Ontology annotation, biological process: protein import into nucleus. The transcript is spliced from 5 exons. Gene Ontology annotation, cellular component: nucleus. The record is from RefSeq and is a predicted model, not a curated record.